Harpegnathos saltator (Jerdon's jumping ant) is the source of this 6699-nucleotide messenger RNA. RefSeq names its product presequence protease, mitochondrial. The record is from RefSeq and is a predicted model, not a curated record. The coding region runs from base 676 to 6486 and encodes 1936 amino acids. Gene Ontology annotation, cellular component: mitochondrial matrix. Lineage: Eukaryota; Metazoa; Arthropoda; Insecta; Hymenoptera; Formicidae. Gene Ontology annotation, biological process: protein processing. The transcript is spliced from 4 exons. Gene Ontology annotation, molecular function: protein binding; metalloendopeptidase activity; metal ion binding.
GCUCGCUCGCGCGAGCGACGUCGUUUCGUCGUUUGGAUUAUUUCCUAACGUCUGUCAUACGCUGACAAUUUUUUAAUUUAUUGUAAAAUGUGUUCGGAAUUAGAGCGACUUGUGAUUUUCUUAAAUUUUUCUUCAUCUUUAUCGCGAUUAAACCUGAUUAAAUAUUUCUGCGUUGUCCUGUCAUUGGUAGAAAUGGGCAUUGGUUUAGGUUGGUUGGUUCUAUUUUUGGCUCCGGACUGUUCCGAAACAAUGUCCAUACGCCAUUUUCCAGGGCAUUGGUUUAAGUUUGGUGAAAAUCAACUUAAAGGUAAGCGAUGUACCGAUGAGCGAUUAAUCGACUUACGAUAAAAAUGGUGGCGUUUCAUAGCGGAGAUUUUGGAUUUUGUAAACUUCUAUCUCCGCUUCCUGCGGCCGAUCAUGGGCAAUUUCUGAGUCACGCAAGUUUCGCUGCAGCUACAAUUGGCAACUGUCAUCCAAAUGGCUAGUGGCACUUUGUCGCCAGAGGAUAUAUCGUACGAUUUCGACAUCCAAGUGUUAAAAAAGAAUGUGCCAAGCUCUUCGAUCGAGCUCGAACAAGUAGAAACCGACACCCGACACCCGGAAACGUCUCGAUGAAUUGUGAUCAGUCGCGAUGACAGUUGCUUUCACGAUGUAAUUGGCAGCCGUUUGUUCAACAUGGAUUACGACGAGGAUCUAUCGGAGAAUGAAUUCCUGCAGGAGCUCAGGCAGCAACACGCAGCCACGCUUCAACAGGUUAUCCAGGAGGGUUGGAUUAUCUGCGUGCCACGCAGUGGAAGUUUCAGCAACUGUAAAAUUCAGAAGGAUGAGAUUAGUGCUCACGUGCUGAUUCCCAGACGGGAUCUCUUUGCUGCGCAAUUCGACACUCUAGAUGGCAAGGAAGUUCUGCUCAUGGACAGGAUCCUCACCAUCAAGCACAACACGCAACAAUACUCUACACGUCUGCUCUUUGAGGAAACCUUCUACAACAACGAUCUGCGCAAAUAUUGCAUAUGGUGCAUAGAACAGCCUUUGGAUACUAACAUGUGUAUCACAGACACCUGUACAAGCAAGAUCACUAAUCUCCAGGAAGCUGUGAACUUUCUUCAGAUGGAACUACUGGAGAAAGAACUGUGCGGUGACUUUGAGACCAAGAUCAAGGAUUUCUUGUGCAUUAAUAAGGAUCUAAAUUGUGAACCAGUGCAAACACAGAGAGAUCUGGUGUAUGAUUUAUACACAGACUGUCUCAGGAUACUAUUGGAGAAUGCAACAUCGCGGGAGAAAGUGUUAAGUAGUAGACAUUAUUACUGGAGUAUACGAGUAUCGCUAGAGACAUAUAUUCUAUACAUUUUACGACAUAUACUAUUAAAGUCACUGUCUGCUGGCACCGCAGCUGAAGACGCGUCCUUGAACAAGAUCACGAGGAAUCUGAACGAAAUUCGACUGGAUGAUCUCCGAAUACGCCCAGAUUUGCAGUCAUGCGUCGACGGUGGAAGAUUGGAGUUGUCGCGAUUGGAUUGCUUCGUGACUGUAUUGGGCAAGAUCGAGUGUCUCAGACGAACCGUUAAUUACGUAUCUCGCGGAAGCUCGUCCAUCGUCUCGUCGGAUGAUCUUCUCCCGGUGCUCAUGUACCUCGUUAUCAAGGCUGGAUUGUCGAAUUGGACGGCGCAGUUGGCUUUCAUGCAGGAAUUCCGUUUCUCCGCGAAGUCUGUCCACGAGACGGACGAGGGCAGCUUCCUGAUCACAUCGUUGGAAGCCGCGAUAAAACACAUCAAGUCCGGAGCGAUUUCGAGAAAUACUCCGUAUGCAGAAUCCAAGAAGCAGACGAAGCAGGACGCUGACGCUCUCAUAGCAACGCGUAGCAUUACACCGGAACAGCCGUCUGUUGAGCGCUUGUUCGCGUGCAUCGAGAAAGGCGAAUUGGCCGAAGUCGAGAGGAUAUUGGCUCGCGAGGAAUCCAAGCAGCCGCACGACGCCACUCUCUGCCAUCCUCUGUGCACCUGUGCGUCUUGCGAGCGAAAUUGGGCGCGCCAGCGGGACUUGAAGACGUAUCCCAAGGAUGACAGAGGGCUCACACCGUUGCACAUGGCGGUGUUGUGCAAUCAGAUGACGAUCGUGGAUUACCUCCUGGACCACGACAUAGACAUCAAUGUCGCCGACUCCGACGGACUGACGGCGCUUCACCACGCGUGCAUCCACGGCCACCAAGGCAUCCUGCUGCACAUGCUGCACGCGAACGCGGAUCCCACGGUGACGGACUCCGCCGGCAACACGCCACUGCACUGCGCCACGGAGCGCGGUCACGAGAGCUGCGUGAAGGCGUUGCUCUAUCUGUCGGAGCAGAUGAAGGUGCCGGUGGACGUGAAUGCCAGCAACGACAAUGGUGACACGGCGCUGCAUCUCGCCGCCAGAUGGGGCUACGUCGCGACCGUGCGUAUCCUCUUGGAAUGCGGUGCGAACUGCAAGCUGACUAACCGAAAGGGUCAAACGCCGCUGACGGUAACAUACAGCAGGUACAUCGCCAAACUACUCGAAUACUACGCCAACAUCUGUACAGCUGACUCCUUGCAGCCUCGGCGCGCGACGUUUUCCUCGCAAGCUGCACAGAAGCAGAGCAGCCAGAGCGGCGCGUCGCUACCGGAGCAUCGCGCGAUAGACAGACUUCUCGCCGCCAUCGUCGAGGGUGACACGUGCUUGGCCUGUUAUUAUUUGGGCCUGGAGGUUUACCGCGAACGGCUACCAGAUGUACGCUGCGCGGUCGACGGCAGGAUGUGCCAUCCGCUGUGCAAUUGUGAGCGAUGCUCGGCGAUCGGCGAGACCCUGCUGAAACGGUGCAAACGACGACGAGCGCUCCCGAUCAACGCUUGCAACAAUCUUGGCGAGACCGCGUUACACGUCGCCGCGGCGACCGGCCGCACCGACAUGGUGCGACUGUUGCUGGACGCCGGUGCGAAUGUUCACAUGACCACCGUGUCCGAAGGCCGCUCACCGCUGCACCUGGCUUGCCUAAACGGCAACGUCGAUUCGGUGAAGCUGCUAUUGAACUGCGCGACCUGCCACGUGGACGCUCAGGAUUACGAUGGCAAUACGUCUUUACAUCUGGUGACUCAAGCCGGCAAUGCGAAACUCGUCGGUCUGCUACUCAGACACGGCGCGAACGUCGACGCUCGCAAUCGACACGACAUGACGCCGUUGCAGCAGCUGGAACUGGAAAUGUCUGGCGUACUCUCCGCGAAUUAUGUCGACGUGUUGAAGAUGCUGAAGCGAAACUCACCGCAGCCACCGAAUCCGGCGUUCGACGAUUGUGGAAUAUCCGUUAAGUAUUUUGUCCAUUGGUGUUUCAUGUAUAAUUUAAGUUUAAUUGCAAAUACAUAUAAUUUUCUGCUAUUUUACACACAAGAUUGUUCCAAAAUGCUGAGGCUCUUAAAGUUAUCACGCAACUCUUCUUUAAGGAAUACUGCUUUACAGCGACAUGUCAAGCACCGUACUUUUUCUUUGUCAGUAAAACAGAAACAAAAUGAGUUGAAUAAAUUCAAGAAGGGUGAAAUUCUCCAUGGAUUCAUAGUGGACGAGGUUGCCAGGAUAGAUGAAUUGUUCCUCACUGCAUUCAGAUUAUCACAUCUAAGUACAGGUGCACAAUAUCUGCACUUGGCCAGAGAUGACACAAACAAUGUAUUCUCCAUCGGAUUUCGCACAACUCCUAUGGAUUCCACUGGCUUGCCUCAUAUAUUGGAACAUACCACUCUGUGUGGUAGCGAGAGAUAUCCCUGUAGAGAUCCAUUCUUUAAGAUGUUAAGGAGAUCCCUGGCGACAUUUAUGAAUGCUAUGACAGGACCAGACUUCACUAUAUAUCCUUUCUCAACACAAAACCUAAAGGACUACCGCAAUCUGCAGUCGGUCUACUUGGACUCAGUUUUCAAACCGAAUCUAAGAGAGCUGGAUUUCCGUCAAGAAGGUUGGAGACUAGAACACACAGACGUCAACGACAAGAACUCAUCCAUCGUAUUCAAGGGCGUGGUAUUCAACGAGAUGAAGGGCGUCUUCAAUGAUAAUCAGGCUAUUCUUGCUGAGCAUAUGCUGAAUUCUAUUCUACCGAGUCACACAUACUCUGUAAUCUCCGGCGGCGACCCUCUCGUCAUUCCCAGUUUGGAGUAUAGCGAUCUGCUCAAUUUCCACCAGAAGUACUACCAUGCCUCGAAUUCGCGCUUCUACUCGUACGGAAAUUUCCCCUUGGAGGAACAUCUCAAGUUCAUCAACGACCGGUAUCUGUUUCUCUCCGAUCGAAUAGAUGCCUCCAUGUCGGCGGUGCCGCCGGAGAAACGAUGGAAUGAGCCUAGAAAGGAGCAUAUCGCCUGCAGACCCGAUCCAAUGCUUGCUGACACCAGCCGUCACGGCACCAUCGCCAUCGCGCACUUGUGCAACGAUAUCACUGAUAUACAGACAACUUUCGAGAUGUACGUACUUUCGCAGCUGUUGCUGAAAGGCCCGAAUUCAGCAUUCUACAAGUCCCUGGUCGAGUCAAAUGUGAGCACCGGCUUCGGUCCGGUCACCGGUUUCGAUUCGCAGUGCAGAGAUACAAUGUUCGUCGUGAGUCUGCAAGGCGUGAAACCAGAGGACUUCGGCAAGGUGCAGGAUAUCUACGACGACACUGUAAAUAGAGUUAUCGAAGAGGGAUUUGAGAAGGAUCACGUCGAGGCAGUUUUGCACGGCAUUGAACUUCAGGUGAAGCAUCAGACGUCGAACUUCGGACUGAACUUGCUAUUUAAUUUGACAUCCUUGUGGAAUCACAACGGCAACCUGAUACAGGCGCUGAGAAUAAACGACGCCGUCAAGAUACUCGCGUUGCGGAUGAAAGAGAAUCCCAAGUACUUGCAAGGUUUGAUCGAGACUUACCUGAGGAACAACAAUCACAGAUUGACUUUAACGAUGUCACCCGACGAAAAGUACGAGCAGAACAAAGCGGCCGCCGAGCAAGAGCUGCUCAGAACCAAGUUGGAAAAACUCACUGAGGAAGAAAAGGAGCAUAUAUACGUCAAUGGUAAGAUCCUGCUCGCCGAGCAGCAGAAGAAAGAGGACGUCGGAGUUUUGCCGACCCUGAAGAUAGAGGACCUGAAGGCUGACGUGGAUAGAUACGAAACGUCGAGUUUUGAGAUAUCUGGAGUACCGUUACAACUGUCGAUACAGCCGACGAAUGGGAUCUCUUACUACCGAGGGAUCCUGAAUACACGUGCGGUGCCGGACGAACUGAAGAAGCUCAUACCGCUAUUCAACUACGUAGUCGCGAAGAUGGGCACACGAAACUACGACUACCGCACCUUCGAUCAGAUGACGCAGUUAAAGACCGGCGGGCUGCACUUUAUGAAUCACGUGGCCGAACACAAGGAGAGCGAGCUGAAGUACGAGGAGGGUGUUCUCGUGGAGUCAUACUGUCUGGAUCGCAACUCGAACGACAUGUGGCGUCUGUGGAGCGAAUUGUUCAACAAUGUUCAGCUCACUGACCCGCAACGAUUCGAGACGCUCGUGAAGAUGAACGCGACCAACUUGAUCAACAAUAUCUCGCACGCCGGUCAUAUGUACGCGAUGAGCAGCGCCGCCAGCUUAGUCUCGCCGAUCGCGCGAGUCAAGGAGAGUCUGUCCGGGCUGCGCUACGUGUCGAGAAUGAAGAGGAUAGCACAGACACGCGACUUGGCUCCCCUGAUGCGCAGCAUGCAGGAGAUAGCGAGUCACGUGUUGAACAAACAACACCUGCGGUCGGCCAUCAACCUGGCCCAGGAACGCAAGGACGACGUUCUGGAGGGUAUUCGCGCGUUCUACGACUCGCUCCAAGGUGAGCCGACGAGUCCGCACAUCCUCGCCGAGGACCGGAGCACCGAGACGUACGAGAGCGGCAAUCACCAUGUGCUGCCAUACACGGUGAAUUAUUGCUCGAAAGCCAUAUUGACGGUACCCUACACGCACCCGGAUUACGCGGUGCUGCGUGUACUUUCCAAACUGAUCACGUCCACGUACCUGCACCCAGAAAUCCGCGAGAAGGGUGGCGCUUAUGGCGGCGGCGCAAAAUUAACGUCCGAGGGAAUCUUCUCCUUUUACUCAUACAGAGAUCCCAAUUCCACACGCACCUUCGACCUGUUCGACCAGGCGUACGACUUCCUACUGAAGCAUCCAUUGUCGCAGAGCGACAUAGACGAGGCAAAGCUGGGAAUCUUCCAGCAGAUCGACGCUCCCAUUCCGCCCAGUAAUCGGGGUAUGACCAAAUUCACUCAUGGCAUAACGGACGACGAUCUUCAGCGGCAAAGGGAGCAGUUAAAGGCCGUGGCAAAGGAGCAGCUCUUACAAGCAGCUGAGAGAUACUUGAAGCCGGGUCAACACGGUAUCAGAGUUGGUCGUUCGCUCCUUGGACCCUCGAAUAAGGACAUCUUGAACAGAUCCUCGGAUAACUGGACUGUGUUGAAUCAAGAAGAAGCCGGCCAGGCACGAGCUACCGAAUAGAGAUAGACAUUAAGACACUGUUCUUGUUACUUUCGCGUUGAUGAGACAUUUUACAUUAGGACAUGCUAAAUGCCAUUUUCUUUACGCUUCACGUUUGGCACGUGUCGCAGGUCAUUAAAAGCCGGAGAUAUUUGUUAAUUCAAUUGUAUAAUUUAUGCUUAUAUUUUGUAUAUCAAAUGUAUAAAUGAAAGAGAUGAAAGAGAUGAGAAACAA